UGAUUUGAAAGGAUGAACAGGCUCGCGCCUAGUCUUUGGUCUGGUGUACAGAUUUUUCAAUCCGAUGAAUGCCUCACAACUGUUCUUAUCGCUGCACUGGAAUGGCUUGCUUUGAUCCUCGACGUCAUUUGCACAGAUCUUGCUUGGCUUGCUUCUGCCUAAGAACUGUCGAGCUGAGCGAUGCGCCCAUUAGCUGCUCGGCUCCGCCGUCUCGACAAGCUGCACUCCUCUCAGGUGUGGAACGCAUGGGAAUGACGACGAUGUUCGCAGCCGUACACGCCGAAUGGGGCAUGAUGAUCCUUUGCCUCUUACAAGAACGAUGUAUGCUCUGCAACUCUGGUAGGCGGUCUCCGAUGAUCAUCCUCAUUCUUCGAAAAGGACCAGUUAUACCACCGAUACACGUCAGGCGAUACUGUGGAGCAGUCCUGUGUAUGUUGACGCUGCACUGACAACGGUGGAGCGCCUUCUUUGAACUACAAAGAGGGGACCAUUGGGAAGGAGGGCAGACUCUUGGUCGUGUUGCUCAGACCGUCAUAUACGUAUAAAGGCAGCGUUUUUGGCCUGUUGCAAAGCCAGCAACGAAUCGCAGCACCCCAACCAUCACAAGUGUCCCACCUGCCAACUUCUACCUGCUCAUACAAUGAAGGGUUUCUUCGCUAGCCUCGCUACUGUCGCCGCCGCGGCUUUGACCGUCGCAGCGGAGACGCACACGAUUUCUUUCAACAACAAGUGCGGGCAUGGCACCCCGACGCUUGUCCAAGGCGGCAACAUCCUCUCCAAGGGCGGUGACUAUACCGCGAAUUGUCCAUUCGCCAGCGCAAUCGCCUAUCUUCAAACCGGCUCCUGCGGUCUGAACGGAGAGGGCUGCUCUAUGGUUGAGCUCAGCCUGAUCAACAGCCAGACCUCGACUGCGGAUGUCACGCUUAUCCCUCCCCAUACGUUCUCGGUCACUACCGGGUUCCAAUUCUACGGCGUCUGCCCCGGGGUUGGAGCGGAUUGCACCAGCGCGAAUUGCUGCCCUGACAAUGCCUUCUGCACCCCUACCGACUAUACGGCCCAGAGGUACUGCAACGAAGACAACGUCAACUUGUCGAUCACGUUCUGCGACUAAAGUCACCCCAAACGAGACAGGUGCCGAAAGCCG
Messenger RNA from Dacryopinax primogenitus, 1144 nucleotides. RefSeq lists its product as uncharacterized. The record is from RefSeq and is a predicted model, not a curated record. The coding region runs from base 641 to 1111 and encodes 156 amino acids. Lineage: Eukaryota; Fungi; Basidiomycota; Dacrymycetes; Dacrymycetales; Dacrymycetaceae. The transcript has 4 exons.